UCCAAGAUGACACUUCAUUUUUAAACAAAUAAAAAUGGCUGCCACCGCAGUGCAACAAACAAACGUAACUGAUUAUCUUUCGAAAAAACAGAAAGAGAGCCCCAAAGACCUUGCCACAGAAUGGGCCGAAAUCGAGGAACUGCACAACAAAAAAUUAUGGCAUCAACUGACCUUAAAACUCCUCAAAUUCAUCAAAAAACCCGAACUCCAGAAGGGCGAUAAUCUUGUUCAACUCUACAACAACUUUAUCCAAACUUUUGAGAACAAGAUAAAUCCUUUGUCUUUGGUCGAAAUCGCGGCUGUUGUUGUUGAACAGCUCAAAGAUCCCAAAGAGGCGAUUAGCUUCUUGGAAAAGACCGAAACUAAGGUCAAGAUAAAUCCCGACGCUCAGAAUUUGUGCAAAGUCUUGGCGGGGCAAAUCCAACUCGACAAAUUGAACGAUUUAGACGCAACCAAGAAAGUGAUUGAGGAAGUUGAAGCGACUUUAGAUAACGCAGAUGGUGUCACAGCCGUCCAUGGCCGGUUUUAUCUCCUAGCGUCGCAAUACUACAGAAUUCAAGGCGACCACGCCCAGUACUACCGCACGGCGUUACGAUACUUAGGCUGCAUUGAUCUAGACACCCUCACUGAUGAGGUCAAGCACCAACAUGCAUUUUUCCUCGGCUUGGCAGCCCUCUUGGGUGAAGGGGUCUACAACUUAGGCGAAUUAUUAGCUCACCCUGUAUUAGAGUCACUCAAAUCCACCGAAACUGGCUGGCUUGUUGAGCUUUUGUUCGCUUUUAAUGCCGGUGAUAUUAAUAAAUAUGAACAGAUGAGGUCACAUUGGGGGGCUAUUGCCGAUUUGGCCGCUCAGGAGUUGUUCUUGAGACAGAAAAUUUCACUUUUGUGUCUCAUGGAGAUGACAUUUAAAAGGCCUUCACAUAAUAGACAGUUGACGUUUAAUGAAAUUGCAAAAGAGACUAAACUGCCGGUCAAUGAAGUCGAGGUUUUAGUUAUGAAAGCCCUGUCGCAAGGUUUGGUCAAAGGUGCUAUUGAUCAGGUUGCAGGCACCGUUAACAUGACCUGGGUGCAACCUAGGGUGCUGGACCGUUCUCAGAUCUCCUCAAUGAUCGAAAGGCUUAACGAGUGGUGCAUUCACGUCAAUAGCAUGGAACAACUAUUAGAAGAAAAAGCAAACGAAAUAUUAACUUUGUAAUAACAAUUUUUUUUCAAAUAAAAAAUAUCUGUAACAAA
Molecule: messenger RNA, 1233 nt
Organism: Tribolium madens (black flour beetle)
Lineage: Eukaryota; Metazoa; Arthropoda; Insecta; Coleoptera; Tenebrionidae
Gene: Rpn9
Product: 26S proteasome non-ATPase regulatory subunit 13
Exons: 6
Coding region: 35-1195 (386 amino acids)
Biological process (GO): ubiquitin-dependent protein catabolic process
Cellular component (GO): nucleus; proteasome regulatory particle, lid subcomplex; cytosol
Molecular function (GO): structural molecule activity
Source: RefSeq, a predicted model, not a curated record